Molecule: messenger RNA, 2626 nt
Organism: Phyllopteryx taeniolatus (common seadragon)
Lineage: Eukaryota; Metazoa; Chordata; Actinopteri; Syngnathiformes; Syngnathidae
Gene: twsg1a
Product: twisted gastrulation BMP signaling modulator 1a
Exons: 5
Coding region: 371-1045 (224 amino acids)
Biological process (GO): regulation of BMP signaling pathway
Source: RefSeq, a predicted model, not a curated record
AGCCAGUGAGGUGACGUCACAUCGGGGCGCCCGAGGUAAAAAAAAAAAAAGGCAGGAGGGAGCAACAGCAAUCUGUUGUUUGUAGUUCCGAUUCUUCACAACUUGUUGGUAGGUACAAGCGAGACAGCCCCGGGCCUCCCUCGCCACCUUCUUCUUCCUCCACCUCCUCGUCGCCGAGUCCACGCGUGGGAGACGAGCGCCAAAAUGGAGCGUGUGCCUUUAAGGCCUGUGACUGACGCCCCGUAUUAGCCCACACGCACGCGCGCGCACGCACACACGCUGUCCGAACCGAACCCAACCGAACCAGUCGGGAAGAACCGACUUCUCAGCGCGUCCUGGUGUUCCGGUGCUGUGCUGGUGAGCCGUCAGGAUGAGGCCUGGUCAGCUGAUCCGUCCUGCCUCUGCCGCCUCCAUCACACUCUUUCUCCUCUCAGCGCUGUCUCUGACCUCCGGUUGCAACAAGGCUCUGUGCGCCAGCGACGUCAGCAAGUGCCUCAUCCAGGAGCUGUGCCAGUGUCGCCCCACCGACGGCAACUGUUCGUGCUGCAAGGAGUGCAUGCUGUGCCUGGGCAACCUGUGGGAGGAGUGCUGCGACUGCGUGGGAAUGUGCAACCCGAAGAACUACAGCGACUCUCCGGCCACAUCCAAGAGCACGGUGGAGGAGCUGCACCGGCCCAUCCCGUCGCUCUUCCGCGCCCUCACAGAGGGCGACGCGCCCGUCAACAUGAUGGUGGUCUCCUUCCCCGUGGCCGAGGAGCUGUCCCACCACGAGAACCUGGUCUCCUUCCUGGAGUCAUUGGACGGCCCGCACCAGAACGUGUCUGUGCCCGCCAAUAGUAUCCACGCCAGUUACGACGCACAAGAGAACAUAUGCACGGUGGUGUACUUUGACGACUGUGUGUCCAUCCGGCAGUGCAAAAUGUACUGUGAGUCCAUGGGCGGCUCAAAGUACCGCUGGUUCCACAACGCCUGCUGCCAGUGCAUUGGGCCCGAGUGCGUCGACUACGGCAGCAAAGCCGUCAAGUGCAUGAACUGUCUCUUCUGAAAAGUUCCCGUCCCGGGCCCCCGGAACUGCUCCACGGGACUCAAAAUCCCUUUUCAUACUGACAUUUUCCCACCUUUCCAGUGUCACUCUUCUUUGUUAAUGGCACCAGCACCUGAAAUUGGUAGGACAAAGUCAGCCCAGCAAAUUUCUGCCUUAUUGGAGCCGUAACAGAGGCAGGACCUGGUGUGAGAAAAUGCCAUUUAACACCUUUGUCAUUUUUCUCGACUUGUGUUGAAAGCAAUUAUCUGACAAAGGAUUUGACACGUUUUACCAGACACUGGCAAUUUUCCGCCUUUGCUCGGUGGUGUCCAAGCUGUAACAGAGGCCGGGUGCCGAGAUUAUAAAUGGUAUUCUGAAACACUUCUCCCAACAUGUUAUGUUGAAAGCAACAGUCGCUGUCUGACAACUAUUUAAUGCAUCUAUUACAUCUAAUUAUCGGGUUGCGGUAUUAAUUCUCGUGUGAAAGUCCACACAGGCACUUCAAUAUCUCACAUUUGCUGGGUUCUGUGUGAAAAGCAAAGGCGCAUAAAUGGAAAAUCUUUUUUGCGCAGUUGUAUAUAAGGCAAAGGCAGAUAAAUUAUUUUUCUGUUACAGGUCUGAUGCAGGAAUUUUGCAGGCUAUCUGCAUAAAAAUCAAAAAUUGAUAAAUCCCUAAUCUUCUGUUACGACUCGGAUGCAGCAGUUUUGCAGGAUCCUCUGUGUAAAAGUCAAAGCCAGAUAAAUACCAGAUAUUUUGUUACCGCUCAAUGCUGGAAAUUUGUAGAAUCCUGCGUAAAAGGCAAAGACAUAAAUGCUGGAUCUACUGUUAUGGCUACAAUGAAGAAAUUUCGCAUUAUCUCUAUGUAAAAGGCAAAGCCAGACAAAUACUGGAUAUUUUAUUUUGGCUCUGAUGCAGUCAAUUUUCAGGUUCUCUGUGUAUAAGGCAAAAAAAAUAAACGAAAAUUGAAUCUACCUUUAGAUUCAAUUUUCGUUUUGUUUUGGCUCCAAAGCAGGAAUUUUGAAGGAUCUCUUUAUAAAAGGCAAAGGUGGAUAAAUUCUGGGUUUUUCAAUUUCUGCUCCGAUCCAGGACUUUUGCUGGCUCUCUGUGUAAAAGGCAAAGGCAAACAAAUGCUGAAUUUUCUAUCAUGACACUAGUGCAGGAAUUUUGCAGCAACUCUGUGUUAAAGGCAAAGGAAUGAAUACCGGAUAUUCUGUUACCAGUCGAUGCAGGAUCUUGGUGUAAAAAGCAAAGGCGGACAGUGGAAAAUCUUUGCAAUUAGUAUCCAACAAUCUCCUGCUGCUUUGCUGGAUUCAGUGUAAAAGGUGGAUACCUUUUUUUAUGAUUAUUUUUUUUUUAUGUUACAGCGCUGAUGCACACAUGACUGUUUAGUUAUCUCCCUUUGUAAACUCGCCCUUCGUCACAAUUUUUACUCUGCUGUUGUGUUCCACUGUAUAUUUUCUGAUAGGUUUUAAAUCGUGUUUCUUUUAAUUCGAAGUGUACGUGAUAUUAGGGUUAGGGCUGAUGAUGUCUAAUGUAUUUUUACAUGCGCUAGUCUUCCCACUUCUCACCAAAAUAAAACCUUUUGGGUGACGUGGACUAUAA